Molecule: messenger RNA, 2346 nt
Organism: Microthlaspi erraticum
Lineage: Eukaryota; Viridiplantae; Streptophyta; Magnoliopsida; Brassicales; Brassicaceae
Source: the annotation of a GenBank genome assembly
AUGGCAAACAUCUUACGAUCAGGAGCUAGAGUUGCCUUCACCAACAGUCAGGUGGUACCGGCGACGUGUAGUGUGGCAUCAACCAGCAGGACGGAAGAGUCGAUGAAUGAUCACAUCAACACUCUCUGUAAACAGAGGUUUUACAGGGAAGCACUGGAAGCUUUUGAUCUCUCACACAAGAACUCAAGCUUCAAGAUAAGUUUAAAGACCUAUGUUUCUUUAAUCUGUGCUUGCUCUUCCUCGAGAUCUCUGGCGCAAGGCAGGAAGAUACACGAUCACAUAUUGAGAUCCAACUGCAAGCAUGAUACUAUUCUCAAUAAUCACAUUCUGUCUAUGUAUGGGAAAUGCGGCUCGCUGAGGGAUGCUAGGCAAGUCUUUGACUCUAUGCCUCAGAGGAAUUUGGUCUCUUACACAUCUGUGAUUACUGGAUAUUCGCACAACGGUCAGGAAGCCGAGGCGAUCAAACUGUACCUGAGAAUGCUUCGGGAAGAUUUAGUUCCUGACCAGUACUCGUUUGGAAGUAUCAUCAAAGCAUGUGCUGGUGCUGGUGAUGUUGUGUUAGGGAAGCAACUUCACGCUCAAGUCAUUAAGUUGGAACCUAUCUCUCACCUUGUUGCUCAGAAUGCUCUUGUUUCCAUGUAUGUCAGCUUCAAUCAGAUAUCAGACGCAAGCAGAGUGUUCUCUGGUAUUCCAACGAAGGAUAUAAUCUCGUGGGGUUCCAUCAUUGCAGGGUUCUCGCAGCUUGGUUACGAGUUGGAGGCUCUGAGCUACUUAAAAGAAAUGUUGUCUUAUGGAUUUUUCCAGCCAAAUGAAUAUAUAUUUGGUAGCUCUCUGAAAGCUUGUAGCAGUCUCCUUCGACCAGACUAUGGAAGCCAAAUACAUGUUUUAUGCAUUAAGUCUGGCUUCUCUGGAGACGCGUUUGCAGGAUGCUCGCUCUGUGACAUGUAUGCAAGAUGUGGCUUUCUUAGCUCUGCGAGGAGAGUGUUUCAUCAGAUAGAGAGACCUGAUACAGCGUCAUGGAACGUGAUCAUCGCUGGACUUGCAAAUCACGGCUACGCUGAUGAAGCUGUAUCGUUCUUCUCUCAGAUGAGGAACUCUGGUUUUGUUGUUCCUGAUGCUAUCUCCUUGCGUUCUUUGCUUUGUGCUCAGACGAACCCAACGGCUCUGCGUCAAGGCAUGCAGAUUCACUCUUUCGUUAUCAAGUACGGUUUUCUGUCAGAUCUUUCGGUUUGCAACUCUCUUCUCACCAUGUACAACUACUGCUGCUCGGACGACUUGUAUCGUUGCUUUAGGAUGUUCGAAGACUUCAGACACAACAAGGCGGAUUCUGUUUCUUGGAACGCUGUUCUGGCGGCGUGUCUGCAACACGAACAGCCAGCGGAGAUGUUGAGAUUGUUCAAGAUGAUGCUCCUCUCUGAAUGUGAGCCGGAUCACAUAACCAUGGGGAAUCUGUUGCGUGGCUGUGUGGAAAUCUCAUCUCUGAAACUGGGAAGUCAAGUCCAUUGCUACAACUUGAAAACCGGGUUGGUUCAUGAAAAGUUUAUAACAAACGGUCUGAUUGAUAUGUAUGCCAAAUGUGGAUCACUGGGGCAAGCGAGAAGGGUUUUUGAUGCAAUGGAUAACAACCGAGACGUAGUUUCUUGGAGCAGUUUGAUAGUUGGAUAUGCACAGUCUGGAUUUGGAGAGGAAGCUCUCGUAUUGUUCAAGGAAAUGAAAAGUUCAGGGAUAGAGCCAAAUCAUGUAACAUUUGUUGGUGUUUUAACCGCAUGCAGUCAUGUUGGGCUAGUAGAAGAAGGCUUGAAGAUGUAUGCAAUUAUGCAAACCGAAUACGGGAUUACGCCAACGAAAGAGCACUGCUCUUGCAUGGUCGACUUACUAGCUCGUGCAGGCCAUUUAGCCGAAGCAGAGAAGUUCAUCGACGAAAUGAAGUUGGAACCUGAUGUGGUAGUGUGGAAGACUCUGCUCUCUGCAUGUAGAACACAGGGAAACGUUGAUCUCGCUCAAAAAGCUGCUGAAAAUAUUCUGAGGAUUGAUCCUUGUAACUCUACAGCUCAUGUAUUGCUCAGUGGCAUGUAUGCUUCUGCUGGAAACUGGGAAGAUGCAGCGUUGUUGAGGAGCUCGAUGAAGAAGCAUGAUGUUAAAAAGGUUCCGGGACAGAGCUGGAUUGAAGUUGAGGAUAAAGUUCAUGUAUUCUUUGCUGAAGAUGUUCUUCAUCCAGAGAGGGAUGAUAUAUAUACAGUCUUGCACAAUGUUUGGUUGCAGAUGGUAGAUGAGUGUAAACCGCAGCACAAGAAAAGAGUACUCCAAUUUCUCGAUGAGACCGGAUUAACAAACUUGCAAGUGUGA